This is a messenger RNA of Cydia fagiglandana, 9117 nucleotides long. RefSeq lists its product as uncharacterized. Gene Ontology annotation, biological process: positive regulation of transcription by RNA polymerase II; nucleosome assembly; negative regulation of DNA-templated transcription. NCBI's taxonomy places the organism in Eukaryota, Metazoa, Arthropoda, Insecta, Lepidoptera, Tortricidae. The transcript has 12 exons. Gene Ontology annotation, cellular component: nucleosome; chromatin; MOZ/MORF histone acetyltransferase complex. Gene Ontology annotation, molecular function: transcription coregulator activity; DNA binding; histone acetyltransferase activity. The coding region runs from base 632 to 7837 and encodes 2401 amino acids. The record is from RefSeq and is a predicted model, not a curated record.
AAAAUAUUUUUUCAUAUAGCAACUGAUUGAUAGCCAUUUUGAAGAGCCUUUUGUUGGUGUUUUGUGAAUGUUUUCAAGUAAAUUUUGUAAUAAACCAUUGAUAUAAAAGUAAAUUAGCUAUUGGAAUAUCAUUGCGGGCUACAAACACCAAAUCAUUACAUGUCAUCACUUUGUGUUGUUUGUUUGUGAAGUCGCAUUGUGAAAAAAAAAAACCGGAAAGGACUCCGCUGUAUUAGGUUUUAUUUUACAUUUAGUGAAGGGUAAAUAAGGAACAAUAAAUCAAUCAACCCUUUUGUUGUAGUUAUUUAGUGAAGUGUAAUUAAACCAAAGCAUUUACGUCGCGUGUAUUCCUUCGACGUAAAUUUGGAUUGUCACAAGAUGGCCGCCAUCGGAUGCUCGCUCCGCCGAAACCCGCUCUCAAAGCGCGAUGUGUCACCCACGGGCGCCCGCUUGGCCGCCAACAUGCUGUGAGCCGGCGUCGGGCGGCGCGCUGCGCUCUCCGGCCCCUUCCGGCGAGGUUCCAUUUCGUAAAAUGGAAUUUCGCUCGAGGCGCCAAAAUACGAUGGGUGUUGACAGCGCUCCAGUACCGUACCGUUACUCCGACGGCCGAUCAAAAUAAUCGUAGACAAAGAUGAGCGAGCCGGAAGACGUCGGAAAGGAUGUGUGGAAGCGAUGGAUACUCGAGGCGAUUCGGAAAAUACGUUCACAGAAACAGCGGCCGAGCGUGGAGCGCAUCUGUCACGCGAUCAGGCAGCACCACAACUAUCAUGAGGACGUGGUCUCCGAGCGCCUGGAGCGGGCCGUGCGCGAGGGCGCCGUGCUGAAAGUGUACAAUAAGGGGCAGAGCUCGUACAAGGACCCAGGGGGGUUGCAAAGCAGGACUCUUAGGAUAGCACCGGACAUCGAUGUGUCGCGGGCAGUGGCUAAAGCAGUGCGCGAGUUAGGAGAACGGGACGGUAGUGACUUAAAGACUAUAGAGAAACAUCUGCAGCAGGCAUACCAAGUGACUGUGGACCCCGAAGUUGAUGUGCGUACAGUGUUGAAGGCCGCAGCGAAGCGGGCCGUUACUAGGGGGUUGAUAACCCACCAUCAGGGAUUUUAUAAGGCUGCGGAGAGACCAAGGGCUGGGUCACAUGAGCGAACUCCGAAGCAGAAGAAGAACCAGGAAUCAGAAAAGAGCCCCGAAGGUUUGCCCAUCUGCGCCGAGUGCCUGGGUACGGAGACCCGCAACAGCAGUGGCGAGCCCGAGCCGCUCAUCAGCUGCCAGCAGUGCAAGUCCUACGCGCACCCCACGUGCCUCAACCUUCUGGACCACACCACACAGACUACUUUAAAGGCGCUGCGCUGGUCGUGCGGCGAGUGCGCGUGGUGCUCGGUGUGCGGCAGCGCGGGCGGCUGGGCGGCGCGCUGCUCCUCCUGCUCGGGCGCCGCGCCCCGCUACGCGCACGCGCACUGCGCGCCGCCGCCCUGGCGCUGCGCCACCUGCAAGGACAUGCCCGCUACUCCCAAGCGGUCGGGUGGUGCGACGACGCCGCGGACGAAGAAGGCGCGCACGCCGCGCCGCGCGGCCUCGGACUCCGAGCCCUCCGACGGUAAUGACCCCCCCGCGCCGCUCGACCAGAGAAUGUCCAAGGAGAAACAAAAGUUUUUCAGAUUCAGCGCUUUCAACCUCGUCAAGCGGCGGCGGCGCGACUCCUCCAGUGACUGGGAGGGCUGGGACCGGGCGAGGUUCAACGGCGUCAGGGUCACGAGAGUCCAACGGUUGGAACUGCGCCUAGAGCGCCGGAGAAGGCGCCAACCCUCAACCGACUCCGACUCGUCCUCGCCCCCGUCCCCCCCUCGAGAACUCUACUCCCCGCCCCCUCAGUCUCCCGUCCACACGCCGACCAUCUUCGAGCGGCUCGCCAGCGACUCCUGCAAAGGCGCCUGGGGUUUCGCCGCCGAAGCGCAGAAGCAGCGGCAGAUCGAAGAGAAACCCGUAGAGUCGAAGCGACGCUCGGAAUCCCCUAGAAAACAGAAGCUAGAGCCGAGAAGGAUAGCUCGGCGGCGCAGCAGAUGCGGCGAGCGGCUCCUGACAACCUUAUUCGACGGCCUGUCGGAGUUUUACUCGGUACGAACGGAAUCUAGAUCCCAGUCGAGGCAUCGCGGGCGGCCUCGAAGAGAAAAAUCCGUCCGACGCGAAUCCCUGACGGAAACCAGAGAAGCCGAGCGACAGGUCCUAAAGGAGACCCGCAGCACCUUCCGCAAGCACCUAGAGACGUUAAAACGCGAGCGCAGCCCGAGCGCGCCCCCAGAUUACAUAGUACCGAAAGAGGAGUGCAACAGUAGACUGUCGGCCUCGUCGCUCGUGCGCCUGGCGGCGUGCAAGCGGCACGCGAGCGACGACAGCGACAAGCUGACGCGCGCGCUCGCGCUCGAGCGAGCCCCGGCCCCCGCGCCCGCCCCGGCCAGCAAUCAGACGGGUAAGGCCGCCGACCCGGCGACGCCCGCCCGCCCCGCCCCGCCCUCGUCGGUUGGCAAGGCAGGGCGGCAGACGGCGGGCGUCAUCUCGGGCCGGCUCCGUGCUGCGGAAAGCAAGAAGCUGCCGCCGGGCGUGACGGCGGGCGACGCGUCGCUGUUCAGCGCGGCGCGCGCCGCGGCCGCGCCCGCCGCCGAGCCCGCGCCCGCGCCCGCCGCCGCGCCGCCGCGCUGCCCCUCCGCCAUCGAGUUCGGCCAGUGGGAGAUCGACACCUGGUACUCCAGCCCCUUCCCGCAGGAAUAUGCCAGGCUACCCAAGCUAUUCCUGUGCGAAUUCUGCCUUAAAUACGCGAAAAGUCGGGCCGUGCUCAUGCGCCACCUCGACAAGUGCCUGUGGCGGCACCCGCCCGCCACCGAGAUCUACCGCUGCGGAGACAUAUCCGUCUUCGAAGUGGACGGAAACGCCAACAAAAUCUACUGCCAGAACCUCUGCCUACUCGCCAAACUCUUCCUCGACCAUAAAACGCUCUACUACGACGUUGAACCAUUCUUAUUCUACGUGUUAACUAAGAAUGAUAAUAAAGGAUGUCAUCUGGUCGGAUAUUUUUCGAAAGAGAAGCAUUGUCAGCAGAAGUACAAUGUGUCGUGCAUUAUGACGAUGCCGCAGUACCAGAGGCAGGGCUACGGGCGGUUUCUCAUCCAUUUUAGUUAUUUAUUAUCAAAAGAGGAAGGUCAACCCGGAACACCAGAAAAACCUCUAUCCGACCUCGGCCGAGUAUCGUACCACGCUUACUGGAAGUCGGUCAUACUCGAGUUCCUCCACGACCACAAAGACAAACCGUUCACGCUCGAGGACAUCGCGCAUACAACGGGCAUGCACAUGAACGACAUCGCCGCCACUUUCCAACUGCUCGGUUUCGUCAGAUACCUACCCAACAAUGACUCAAUGAAACUAGGCCUCUGCAUAGACUGGAAUAAGGUCGAUAGUCACGUGAAAAAAUUAAGAAGUAGACCGCGGUUGGAAAUCGACCCAGAAUGCCUCAGGUGGACGCCGCUUCUGGCCCCCACCAUCAACCCCUUCAGGUCGCCCGACGAAGGCUCCGCCGACCAGGACACUGAGAACGACGAGGAAAUGAAAACUGAGAGUGAAGACACGGCGACAGAACCUGAAACGCCAGUCACCAAAGCGGAGACCAAGUUGAAGACCAAAAUUGAAAAGGAGAAGACCCCUGAACCAGUUGAGGUCACGUCAUCCGGGCGACGGCGGACGAGACCUCUCAAGUACAGUGAAACAACUUACCAGACUACUCCCACGCUCGCUCAGGAGGGCGGUAGAAAGAGGAAACGGGAUGUAAACAGAAAGCUUUCCGAAUCCAAUUUAACUGAGGACGAUAAGAAACCAGAGGAGACGACGCCGCGGCAACAGAGAAGUAAAAGUGUUGCGAGACGGUCCUCCAGAGUCACUCAGAAUGAGCUCAAUGAAGACUCCAAUCCUACUCCGACACCCAGAAGCAGGAGACAGAGUGUUAAAGAAAAGGAGACAUACGCCUCUGAUAGCCAGGAUAGCCAAGAAGAUACCCUCGAGAACUCAGUCGCCGCAACAGCCAGUGUCAAAGCGAAAGCCAAGCGAAAACAUCCCUGGCGUGGUCGUCCUAAGAAGCGACAAAAGGUCACCAAAGCUAAUAAAGUCAGAACUGAUUCCCCUGAUGCCAAGAAAGCAAAAAUGGACGAGGAAACCAACUGCAAAACUGACGACGAUUCUGUGGAGGAAGAAAAGCCCAAAUCGCCUGUUCAAAACAAUACUUCCCCCAAAAGUCAAGAUGUCGAAAAACCCAAGGAGAAAAGCAAGAAUUCAGACAGCUCUGAGGACUCUUCUGGGGAGGCUGAUGAUGAAAUGGAUGUGGAAGAGGUAGAAGACAAAAGAAGUGUAUCCAGCAAACCCGCCAGUCCUCGGCAGGUAGAAGAGAACAGCACUGAUCAUCACACCAGUGACAUGGAACUUGAUAGUAUACACAUGGACUCACCAAAAUCUAUAGCUGAGAAAGAACAAGUUAUUAAAGAAACCUCCACUGAAGACAGUGAGAAAAAUGACAAAGCCAGUGAAGACGUAGAAUCACCCGCCGUCAACGCUACAGAAUCAAAACCGGAGUCGCAGUCGCAAAAAGUAGAUGAGCAGACAGAAGCGAAAAAUGGCGAAAUCAAGUCACCAACUAAAUCUUCGUUAGACGACAAAGAGACUAUAAUCAUAUCAGAAUCAGACGACAAUAACAGCCAAAGUUGUCCGUUACCUUCUCCUAAACCCAACAACACGGUACCGGCGCAAACUAACAAUGAAAACAAACCUAAAGAGGUUGAAGAAAACGAAAGCCCUUCUAAGGUUAUACCAGUUGUGUCCACAGAGAACGCUCACAUAGUGCUAGACCACAAGAUUCAAGAGGAAGUGAAUCCAAGUAGACCACCAGUAGAUCUUAUUGUUCCUAAAAUACAUCAGAUAGAAACUAUAGUAGUUGAAGGAGAGUCUGAUAAUGGCCCAUCGCCCCUUACGCCACCAAAACUGAAUGAUAAAUCUGUUAUCAACGAGUCACCAAAACAAAAAAGGACUCCAGAAAAAGUAAAUUCUGAAUGUGAACAGAAAAAGUGUGAAUUAAGAAAGGAAACAGUUAUCCAACACCAGACUAUGGACGAGCUUAAAAGUACAGAGAAAAAGUCUCCAACUAAACCUGACUCAAUCAUUCAGAAUGUGGACCUUCAAAGAGACAUGAGCAAUAUGAAAUUACCCGAAAUGCCUAAACUUGAUUCCUACCCAGAUAUGGAGAGAAAUAAAUCUCAAAAUUGCGUUGUUAGCAAAGAAAGCGAAAUCACUUUUAGAAAUGACUUGGUUAAUCCAAGAAAAGACGAGAUGGUCAUCACGAGAAAUGUUAUAGAACCAAAUAUGAUCAACUACCAGAAUACUGUGAGUAACUCCAUGACGAUACAGCAAAUUAAUACGGCGCAGCACUCCUACCUCAACCAUAGAGCUAGCGUCAGCAAGGAGUCUCAAGCCGUCCAAACAGACAAAGUUAUGAAGACCAGUGAAACUAACAGAGUUAACAGCAUGUCUGACUCCCCUGUGAUAAGCAAACCGACCAAACUAGAAGUGCCUCAUCCCAUUACAUCCCCAGUCAUCAACCCAGUGAUACCCAAAGUACCCAAUGUUACAGACAUCAAUUUUUUACCUAGAUGCCAAAGCGCCAAUGCCGCUGUAAACUUAGGCUCUGAAAUGGACCCUAAUUUUGCAAAUAGUAAUGCUAUUCAGAAUUCCCUCGGAGGAUCUAUGAAUAUCGUUCAGUGUAGCUCACAGGAUAAGGACUUAAAACCAAGGGAGAAAAGCAAGCUCAGAGAUGUUAGAGUGAAUUCAGCUCACAGCAAAUUGGAGAAACCGGAAAAGAAAAGCAAAAAUGACACUCCGAGAAGCACGCCCGAGCCCAAAGUGGUGUUUUUUCCAGAGCAAAACGCUAACGCGCGAAAGCCGGAGACGUCAGUCCCUAUAAACGUCAUCAAUACCAACGCCGGCCCCGUCACUAGCAAGCCCGAAACAAAACCGACCAACGAAGCGCCGAAGAAGCAAGAUUUUUUUAAGAAAGAGAAAACUAACACCGCUAAAUGUGACUCAAAAAACAACACAGUCAAACAUGACAAAACUUGCACUACGCAGCUCGCCUUAAAACCGGACCAAAAUGAUCUAAACAAAAUGCUCCCCAAGCUACGCUAUGACAAUGAUCUCGUCCCGAAAGACUACCCCAUGAAUCAAAUCCCAAACUACCACACAUCUCAUGCUCAGUACCAGUGGCCGCCCUGGGACCCCGCGCGUCUCGCACAAGGGACAUGGGACCACAACAGAUUUCUCGACAUGAAAAACAGCGACAAAAACUAUCUUGACAAAUUCCAAGGUUUCAAUCUACCUCAUCUUGAACAGAUGCAGAAAUCGCCCCAAAAGCUCCAUCCGAAAUAUGAUCAGAAGGAUUUCCAUAACAUAGCUUACGGGGCGAUUUCAUCCGGCAUCUACGCCACUACCGGCCUUCCGCAUUUUAAAGAAACUAAAGCACCGACUUCAAAAGCGUCCGAAUGCUCGCAGAAGAAUGAUUGUAAACCUUCCAAACAGUCAAAAACAACAACAGCUUGUCAAACGCAGUGCGAGCCGAAAAAAUCUCAGGCGCAAAACGAGGCGCAAAUGAAACAGAUGAUGCAACGCCAAGUCAAACAACAGGAAGCUGUUACCAGCUGCGCCGAAUACCGACAGCAAAGUCCUCAAGUGCUGACCUCCCCUGGCUGUAAAACUCCAUUCAACAACGGUCCAUGCAGCCAAGAGAAGGAAAUAGAAAAGAAAAGUAGACAAAAGAAGGAGGAAUCUCCUAAAGAGAGUAAGGAAGAGAUGUGUGAAGCGGUCAGUCCGGCUUUGCAAUCUAUGGGAGUGUAUACUCCAGACUCGACCAGCAAUUCAGUACAUUCAGUGCAGUACCCUUCUUGUGAACUCGACGUAUCGCAGCUAGGACUAGAGUCUCCCUCAAGUAUCGGAUCGGAUCUGGCGUCUCCGUGUUACAUGCACGCGACGCCGAGCCCUCAGUACCCGCACUCGGCGAUACACAUACCUUCGAUUAUGACGCAGCCCAACCAGCCGCCGAAACAGCAGAAGAUCAAUAACAGAAAUAGAAACGCCGGCGCGAGCAGCGGCGCGGGCGCGGGCGCGGGCGCGGGCGGCGCCAAGAGCGAGCCCGCGCUGCGCGGCGCCGCCACGCCGCCCGCCAGGCACCGCACCACUCCCCCCGCGCACCAGCCGCACGCCGGCGGCGGAGCGGCAGCGGGCGGCGCCGGCGCGGGCUACCAGGGCGGCUACCUCUCCUUCCAGCAGCAGCAGCAGUACCACGGCGGCGGGUGGGCGCCCUCCUGCUCGCUCGCCAAGCUGCAGCAGAUGGCCGAGGCUCCGCAACACCACCACCAGCAGUAUGCGCAGCAGGCGGGCGGCGCACAGCACUAUCACAAGUACUACCCGGCGCCCAACCAACUCGACGCCGCGCGCACCCGGACACACUCUGCGCCCGCGCCUAUUCCAGGCAACCUGUCGCCGAUGCAGCACAUGCAGAUGGCGCCGACGUCGCGCAUGUCGCCCAACCUCAACUCGCACAUCAUCUCGCAGUACGGCGUCGGCGUCGGCCUCGCCAACUCGUACCGCAUGCCGCCGCAGCAGCAGUUCAACAAUCUGCAAAUGAUGAACGUCAACACACCCGUGCAGUACUCCACACCGGAUCCGAGAGCCCAGCAACCGAAUGUGUACGCGUAUGGGUACAUUAAUGCCCCGCCAGCCCUCGGCCUGCAGAGCCUGAACUCUACUAUGCGUCGGUAGCCCAAACCCAAGCCGGGUGACCCGAAAGCUAACGAGUAGUGCUCGAAAUACUCACGCGGCAUUCCAGUGUUUUUGUGACGGACGUCUGUGACGCGCAUUGACCAAAAACCGAUCGUAUCGUAAGUACAAAUAAGUAAGCUAGUGUAUAUAAAGUAGUGUAGGUUCGAUACGCCGCUUCGGUCGCCUUACCGGGUUUUCGGUUGUCGGUAGUGGCUUUUUUUAGUGUAGGAAUCUCGCGCGGUAUCUUGAUGCUGAACAAAGUACAAAAUUGCGGAUAAAUUGUAAUUUAAACCUGUUUAUAUUUGACCGGCGGAGAUAUAGCAUAAUGAUGUAGUGCAAUAAAUUGUAUUCGCUGUUGUAUGUACCGGUUCGUAUCGACCUCGUAUUGUGAUCGUCCGAUGCGUAAUAAAUCAUAAUAAAUUAAUAUAUUCUCAAUUCCCAAAGAAAUUAGUUAGGUCUUUGGUUUUGUUGAAAAGUGCAAUUGUUUUUCGGAUCGCAUAUUGUAUGUCUAAUAACGAAGUAUGUAUAUUUUGUAUACAUUGUAUGUACACAUUGAACUCUGACUGCCGAGUGCAGUCUACGACGACUUUAAUUUAUAAUUUUAAUGUAAUCUGUUCUUCGAAGUGCCUCUUUAUCGUCCUCUCUGCUUAAUUUCCGUGUAAGAUAUUGUAAAUGUAUUACAUUUAGUUAACACAAGGCUGUAUAUAGAUCGCGUAAGUAGGACCUAACACUAAGAUAUAUUAUGAGUUUCGUUUGUCAAUGUGAUACCGGGAGCAGAAUGGAUUGGUUCCGCUCGCUGGUUUGAUUGCUUGAAGCUAAUUUCACACACAGAUAGUUUCCGAACCACAUAAAACUGUAAUACUAUGUAAAAUUUAAUGAAUUACGUAAUAAUUGAAUUAUUUUUUUAAUAAUUAACUGUGUGAAUGACGAAAGUCCAAAUAUUUUUGAGAUUUUUGUUCCUUUUAUGCGGUUGGAAACUAAAUUUGUGUGAAGUUACCGACACCAGUGACGAACAGGCCUAAAUGACGGUUAUCUUUUUUUUAUAUUUUGUAUUCUUUUACACUCGUAGGUUUUAAACGUUUUAUAAUUAAGAUAGUUAUGUUUCGCUUAAGGAUUAUUUCGUGUUAUCCCAGUAAUUUAUUGCCAAAUGUUAUUAACACUUAAUUUUGCGUUUCGUUUUAAGUUUUUUUUAGGUUAGUUGCGUUUAGUUUCUGCACGUACAUUAAAAUUGUGUUAAGAGGCGUUUCGCCGGCCGUCAGUUGAAUUUUGAUAAAGAUCUG